Phanerochaete carnosa HHB-10118-sp is the source of this 1210-nucleotide messenger RNA. RefSeq lists its product as uncharacterized. Gene Ontology annotation, biological process: DNA damage response; regulation of transcription by RNA polymerase III; regulation of transcription by RNA polymerase I. NCBI's taxonomy places the organism in Eukaryota, Fungi, Basidiomycota, Agaricomycetes, Polyporales, Phanerochaetaceae. The record is from RefSeq and is a predicted model, not a curated record. Bases 61 to 1092 code for a protein of 343 amino acids. Gene Ontology annotation, cellular component: protein kinase CK2 complex; cytosol; nucleus. The transcript has 8 exons. Gene Ontology annotation, molecular function: protein serine/threonine kinase activity; ATP binding.
UGGAGGUGAAUCGCAACGGCCUCGUCCCCGUCUCCAACCUCCACUCUCGUCGCAGCGGUUAUGGGAAGGUCGCAGACAAAGUCCGUCGCUCGUGUCUACGCAGAUGUUAACGCCAAACUGGGGCCGUCCUGGUACGAAUACGACAACCUGCAGGUACAGUGGGGCACUCAAGAUCAUUAUGAGAUAGUUAGGAAGGUCGGAAGGGGCAAGUACUCCGAGGUCUUUGAGGGUGUCAACAUUGUCAACGAAGAGAGGUGUAUCAUCAAGGUUCUCAAGCCCGUGAAGAAGAAGAAAAUAAAGCGAGAAAUCAAAAUUCUCCAGAACCUUGCUGGUGGACCGAACAUCAUCGCACUCCUCGACGUCGUUCGAGAUCCAUCAUCCAAAAUCCCCGCACUCAUCACGGAAUACAUCCACAAUGUCGACUUCAAGGUUCUCUACCCCAGGUUCAACGAUUUUGACAUCCGAUUCUACAUGUUCGAGUUACUCAAGGCUCUGGAUUUCUGUCACUCCAAGGGCAUUAUGCAUCGCGACGUGAAGCCUCACAACGUCAUGAUUGACCACGAACGUAGGACUCUUCGUCUAAUUGAUUGGGGUCUCGCCGAAUUUUACCACCCCAAGACAGAGUACAACGUCCGCGUUGCGUCGCGUUACUUCAAGGGGCCUGAGCUACUUGUAGACUUUCAGGAGUAUGAUUACAGUCUUGAUAUGUGGAGCUAUGGAUGCAUGUUCGCUUCCAUGAUAUUCCGCAAGGAGCCCUUCUUCCAUGGACACGACAACUACGACCAACUGGUCAAGAUUGCGAAGGUUCUCGGCACUGAAGGCCUAUAUCAAUACAUCGAGAAGUACGACAUCGCUCUCGAUCCUCAAUAUGACGACUUGAUCUCGAACUGGCCGAGGAAGCCCUGGACUCGCUUCGUCACCUCAGAGAACUCGAGGCUCGUCUCCAAUGAGGCCAUCGAUUUCCUGGACAAGCUGCUGCGAUACGACCACCAAGAACGUCUUACUGCCCGGGAGGCGCAGACACACCCAUACUUCGACAUGGUGAGGCGGGAUGCAGCACGCGUUGUUGAUAGCGACGGGUCGGGCGCGUGACACUGUACCGCAGUGAUGUCCUUGUGCUAUUCCAUAACUACUUUUCGUAAUGCGCUCACCAGUCCUAAUAGCUGUAUUACCACAUUAGAUUGUCAGAAUACGAUCUAUUGUAUACCUC